Molecule: messenger RNA, 564 nt
Organism: Staurois parvus
Lineage: Eukaryota; Metazoa; Chordata; Amphibia; Anura; Ranidae
Source: the annotation of a GenBank genome assembly
AAGAUCUGGUUCCAGAACAGGAGGAUGAAGUACAAGAAGGACCACAAAGGGAAAGGAGGAGCUUUGUCUCCUGGGGGGCAGUCCCCCAGCAGAAGUCCAUCAUUGGUCCCUUACUCCAGCGGGCUCCCCCUAGAGGACGAAAAUGGCUAUGACGUGCCCAUGCCUAAUGAGUUUAAUAAGAGCCCUGGGAACAUGUAUGGUUUAACUGCUUACUCAGCACCUCUCUUUGACAACCCUCCAGCCCAGAAACGAUAUGGGACCCAGUCUUUAGCCUCUGAGUACGACCACCCUUCUCUGCAUGGGGAUAUAGGCUAUGAUAGCCCUGGUCUGCAGGGAAGCCAGAGCUACCUUGGAGGGAGUUACCUGGAAAAUGUGCCUGGAAACUGUUCCAUGUUCAAUCUGCCCCAUCCUUCAUCAGAUAACAUGGACUACAGCUGUGCAGCACAGACACCCAGCAAACACCAUCUUGGUCCCUGUGACCCUCAUCCCACCUACACAGACUUAAACAUUCAUCCUGUGCCUCAGGGGGUGUUCCCAGGAGCCUCCUGUGCUGACACAUCUGUA